This is a messenger RNA of Gloeophyllum trabeum ATCC 11539, 1326 nucleotides long. Its product is annotated as Pkinase-domain-containing protein. Gene Ontology annotation, biological process: protein phosphorylation. Lineage: Eukaryota; Fungi; Basidiomycota; Agaricomycetes; Gloeophyllales; Gloeophyllaceae. The record is from RefSeq and is a predicted model, not a curated record. Gene Ontology annotation, molecular function: protein binding; ATP binding; protein kinase activity. The annotation marks the transcript as partial. The transcript is spliced from 11 exons.
AUGGUCACGGACGACUCAAUCGAAUACACGCAGGAGGCUACCCAGUCCACGCAACAGGCGUCCCAGUCUCAGCCAGUCGUUCAAAAUGAGGCACACCUCUGGGGCUUCUUGCAACCAUGUAGUUCGGAAUUGACGCGGAUUGACCUAUGGAAAUCGAUUCCGAUAUAUCAAUUCGGGCGGAAUGAGAAUAAAACUGCUGGCAAUAAUAUUGUUUUUCCCGGGCUGAAGAUCAGCAAUAUUCACUGUACAAUUGAAUGGGACGGAAGGGAAGAUAUAAACAGCACUAUUACUGUGCACGACAAAUCUAGCAAUGGAACAUUCAUUAACGGUGCACGGAUUGGCAAGGGUCAAUACGGCAUUCUGCGCGAAGGAAAUGAGAUUGCUUUCGGAACGCCGCAUCCUCAAGAGAAUGCUAUGGAGGACUAUCGUUUCUUAUUCCGUCUUACAGCCGGUGGACCCCCAGUGACUGGAUUCUACAAAGAAUACGAUGUCGGCCAGCAACUGGGUAAGGGCACGUUCGCUUCUGUAUACAAAGCCAUCCACAAAGAGACUGGUCAAUGGUACGCCGUGAAGAUCAUCGACCUCAGCAAAGUGAGAAAGCCUACCGAAGCCGAUGCGAAUGGCAAACCCAAGAGCAAGACCUCCACCUUCGGUCGCGAGAUCAUGAUUCUCGAGUCGCUGCAGCAUCCAAACAUAUGUCAGCUAAAAGAAGCCUUUUUCCAGACCGAGAUCAAAACUAUCAAUCUCGUCUUGGAGCUGGUGGAAGGCGGCGACCUUCUCGACUAUAUCCUAAAGCGAGGCGGCGUGGUUGAAGCGGAGGCACAGCAUCUCGCGUACCAAAUAUGUGACGCCUUGGCCUACAUACAUAGUAGGGGCAUCGCCCAUCGAGAUCUAAAACCCGAGAAUGUCCUCCUGACGAAGGAUUCCCCGCCCGUCGUGAAAGUCGCAGAUUUUGGUCUCGCUAAGGCUGUUGAUAGCCUGACUAUGCUUAGGACUAUGUGUGGCACACCCAGUUAUCUCGCACCGGAAGUUGUCACACAAACAUCUAGCAAGGAAGGAUAUGAUCAGAUCGUCGACAGCUGGAGCGUCGGGGUGAUAGUCUUCUCGAUGCUUACCAACACUAGCCCAUUCUUAGAGAACUCCAAGCUUGAGCUUAUGCCCAGGAUAGUUCAAAGAAGUAUCGAUUGGUACACGCUCGAGAACUGCGGGGCGUCACCAUACGCCGUUCAGUUCGUCCGUCGACUUCUGGAGACUGAUCCCAGCCGGCGAAUGACGCUGGACCAAGCUCGUUUUGACCCAUGGCUGCAACAGUACACUAAAGCCUAC